Molecule: messenger RNA, 378 nt
Organism: Procambarus clarkii (red swamp crayfish)
Lineage: Eukaryota; Metazoa; Arthropoda; Malacostraca; Decapoda; Cambaridae
Source: RefSeq, a predicted model, not a curated record
AUGAGACGUUCCAAUCACCGGAAGUACCCCAAGAGACGUCCCAAUCACUGGGAGUAUCCCAAGAGACGUCCCAAUCACUGGAAGUACCCUAAGAGACGUCCCAAUCAACGGAAGGACCCCAAGAGACGUCCCAAUCACUGGAAGUACCCUAAGAGACGUCCCAAUCACCGGAAGGACCCCAAGAGACGUCCCAAUCACUGGAAGUACCCCAAGAGACGUCCCAAUCACUGGAAGUACCCCAAGAGACGUCCCAAUCAUCGGAAGGACCCCAAGAGACGUCCCAAUCAUCGGAAGGACCCCAAGAGACGUCCCAAUCACCGGAAGUACCCCAAGAGACGUCCCAAUCACCGGAAGGACCCCAACAGAUAUUCCAGCUAA